AUGGGAGACACAGAAUGCAGAAACCAAAUGACCAUCCCAGAAUUAAUUCUCCUGGGAUUCGGGGAUCUCUCUGACCUUCAAGUUCUCCUUUUUCUAAUGUUCCUAGUGAUCUAUAUUGCAACUGUGGCUGGGAACACUCUCAUUGUGGUGCUUGUUGUGACAGAUCAGCACCUUCACACCCCAAUGUACUUCUUCCUGGGCAACUUGUCCUACUUAGAGACCUGCUAUACCUCGACCUUCCUCCCCAGGUUAUUGGCCAGUCUCCUGACUGGGAACAGAACCAUCUCAUUUAUUGGCUGCUUCACACAAAUGUAUUUCUUUGGUUCUCUGGCAGCUACAGAAUGCUAUCUCCUAGCAGCAAUGUCUUAUGAUCGGUAUUUAGCGAUAUGUAAGCCCCUGCACUAUUCAACUCUUAUGAAUAAGAGGUUUUGCCUCCAUUUGGCUGCUGGAUCAUGGUUGAAUGGUUGUUUGGCUACUUCCAUCUUUAUAUUAUUCAUGUCAUCAUUAAUAUUCUGUGGCCCGAAUGAAAUUGACCACUGCUAUUGUGACCCCAUCCCAUUGAUAAAACUCUCCUGCAGUGACACACACCUGAUCAUAUUGAUGGAUUUCAUACUAGCCUGUGUAUUCACCCUGCCUCCAUUCCUACUAACCCUGACUUCCUAUGUGUGUAUCAUUGCCACCAUCAUGAAAAUCCCUUCCACCACCGGGAGGCAGAAGGCCUUUUCUACCUGCUCCUCUCACCUCUUCGUGGUAACAAUUUUCUAUGGCACAAUAAUGAUUGUCUACAUGCUACCAAAACGUGAUAAACUUAGAGACCUGAAGAAAGUGCUCUCUCUUUGCUACACGGUUCUGACUCCCCUGGUAAACCCCCUCAUCUACAGCCUGAGAAACAGAGAGGUCAAGGAAGCCUUGUGCAAAGCAGUAACUCCAGGUCUCUUCACUGAGAAAACACAGUUUUUGAAGAAGAAAUUGGAGAGACAAAAACCUCAGCUGAAGAACCUGAAUCCUGACUACCAAAUGCUAAGAAAUAAGAGCUCAUCUCUUCAAGCUUGGGCUGUGCUGUGGUUACAGACUCAACCCAUGGCAGACAGAAACCAGAGAAACCAAACGGCUGUCACAGAAUUUAUCCUUCUGGGAUUCGCGGAUCUCCCUGACCUACAAAUUGUUCUCUUCCUGAUGUUCCUAGUGAUUUACAUGGCAACCGUGGCCGGGAACAUGCUGAUCACUGCAAUAGUUGUGGCUGAUCAGCACCUUCACACCCCUAUGUACUUCCUCCUGGGGAACUUGUCCUGCUUGGAGACCUGCUACACUUCCACCAUCCUGCCCAGGAUGCUGGUCAGUCUCCUGACUGGGGACAAAACCAUCUCAUUCAAUGGCUGUUUCUCACAACUGUAUUUCUUUUCUGCUCUGGUAGGUACAGAAUGCUGUCUCCUAGCAGCCAUGUCUUAUGAUCGGUAUUUAGCAAUAUGUAAACCCCUGCACUAUUCAACUCUUAUGAAUAACAGGUUUUGCUUCCAGUUGGCUGCUGGGUCAUGGUUAAAUGCUUGUUUGGCUAUUACAAUCUUUGUCUUAUUCCUAUCACAGUUAACAUUCUGUGGCCCGAAUGAAAUUGACCAUUUCUAUUGUGAUCCCAUCCCACUGAUGGAACUCUCCUGCAGUGACACACACCUGAGCAUAUUGGUGGAUUUCAUACUAGCCUGUGUAUUCACCUUGCCUCCAUUCCUACUAACCCUGACGUCCUACGUGUUUAUCCUUGCCAACAUCCUGAGAAUCUCUUCCACCACCGGGAGACAAAAGGCCUUUUCUACCUGCUCCUCUCACCUCAUGGUGGUGACAAUUUUUUAUGGAACCAUGAUGAUUUUCUACAUGCUACCGAAACGUGAUACACUCAGAGAUCUGAAGAAAGUGCUUUCUCUUUGCUUCACAGUCCUAACUCCCCUGGUAAACCCCCUCAUAUACAGCCUGAGAAACAGAGAGGUCAAGGAAGCCUUAAGCAAAGCAGUUG
Molecule: messenger RNA, 2005 nt
Organism: Chelonoidis abingdonii (Abingdon island giant tortoise)
Lineage: Eukaryota; Metazoa; Chordata; Testudines; Testudinidae
Product: olfactory receptor 6N1-like
Biological process (GO): G protein-coupled receptor signaling pathway
Cellular component (GO): membrane
Molecular function (GO): olfactory receptor activity; G protein-coupled receptor activity
Source: RefSeq, a predicted model, not a curated record